Messenger RNA from Lolium perenne, 721 nucleotides. RefSeq names its product dehydrin DHN1. Gene Ontology annotation, cellular component: cytosol. Gene Ontology annotation, biological process: response to water deprivation; cold acclimation; response to abscisic acid. The record is from RefSeq and is a predicted model, not a curated record. Lineage: Eukaryota; Viridiplantae; Streptophyta; Magnoliopsida; Poales; Poaceae.
CUUUAUCUUCUCUGCAUCGCAAGUCGCAACAACUCGAUAUAUACAGAGCCACUUUUCAUCUGCGCAGUCAAGACUGAAAUUUGAAGAGCGUAUUGGUAGCAUGGAGUACCAGGGGCAGCACGGGCACGAAACCAACAAGGUGGAGGAGUACGGCAAGCCGGUGGCCGGGCACGGCGGCGUCACCGGAGGCCCCACGGGAACACACGGCGCUGCGGCCGGUGCCGCUGGCGGGCAGCUCCAGCCGAUGAAGGACGACCACAAGACCGACGGCGUCCUGCGCCGCUCCGGCAGCUCCAGCUCCAGCUCGUCCGAGGACGAUGGAGUGGGCGGGAGGAGGAAGAAGGGGAUGAAGGAGAAGAUCAAGGAGAAGCUCCCCGGAGGCGGCCACAAAGACACUGCCGAGCAGCAGCAGCAGACGGCGGUGGCCGGGGAGUACGCCGGUACGCACGGUGCGGAGGCCACCGGAGAGAAGAAGGGCGUCAUGGAGAAGAUCAAGGAGAAGCUCCCCGGCGGCGGGACGCACUGAGCUGUAUCUGCUCCAAGCCUUCGUGUUGGACUACGUCAGAGCUCAGCAGCAUGCGUGUGUUGCAAAAUAAGAUCCCCGCGAGGGGUGUGUGUUCGUGAUCCUGAAAUGAUCGGCGUCAGCGAUAUGUGUUUCGUUUUUGUGAACCGAUGUAUGUGUAUGCGUGUAUAGUACUCCGUAUGUAUCAAUCUGCCCUCC